CGUCAAACAUAAUUCGUGCAUGUAUGUAACAAAACGCGCCGUCUCCGUCGAUGUAAUAAUAAUGCCGUCGCUACGUAUAGUGCAGUGGCUGUGGCUACAUUUUUUCCUUUCGAGUGUCGUGCCGGAGUUUAGUGCUAUGGGAGGUAUUUGCCCAACUGCGUGCACGUGUAAGUGGAAAGGUGGUAAACAAACCGUGGAAUGCAUGGAACGAGGACUUAUAGCUAUACCGGACAGCAUCGAUACCGAAACACAAGUUUUGGAUUUAUCGGGAAAUAAUCUUCAAAUUUUACAUAGAGAAGCAUUCAAUAGAACUGGUUUAAUAAAUCUUCAAAGAGUAUUUUUAAGAAGCUGUCGUAUCGGUCAAAUAGACAAUCUAGCGUUUAGAGGACUUACCAAUUUAAUCGAAUUAGAUAUAUCACAUAAUCUUCUUACUAGCGUUCCCUCGGGAACGUUCAAAGAUAUCCCAUUUUUACGUGAUUUGAUUAUUUCUAAUAAUCCGAUUCAAAAAAUCGAAUCUCAUGCUUUCCAAUCUAUACACGGUUUAGUGAAAUUGGAUUUGUCCAAUUGCGAAAUUCAAAAUGUUGCUCCGAAAGCGUUCGAAGGCAUAGAAAUGCUCGAAUCCCUCAAAAUAAAUGGAAAUCGACUUUCUGAGCUACGUUUACGAACGGUCGAAACUCUAACGCGACUCCAUGGAGUAGAACUACACGAAAAUCCUUGGCACUGCGAUUGCAGAUUACGUUCAGUGAAAGAAUGGUUACUAAGAAACAAUAUUCCUUAUCCAGAAAAUCCUGUUUGUAGUGGAGGACCUGAACGAGUUAUACACAAAACUUUCGCCGAAUUACAUAUCGAUGAUUUCGCUUGUAAACCGGAAAUAUUACCAGUUAGCAGAUUCAUAGAAGCUGUUGUUGGUGAAAAUGCUACUAUCACUUGUAGAAUCAAUGCUGUACCAGCCGCUCAAGUUAAAUGGUACUGGAACGGAAAACAACUUCUUAAUAAUACAGUUUUCUCUCCCCAUCAAAUUAUUAAUAUAUAUGAAGAUGGUAAACAAGAGAAAAUAAGCAAUUUAGUAUUAACGAAUGUCCAAGAAGGAGACGCCACUGAAUUCUACUGCGUAGCAGAAAAUAGAGCAGGUAGCUCCGAAGCAAACUUCACUUUAAGGGUGUCAUUAAGACCGUUAGGAAUAACUUCUUUAGGAAAUGGUCAAAUUGCAGGACUAAGCGCUGCUUUAGUAUUUCUCAUUUUAUUCAUAUUAGUCAUCAUAUCGAUUUUAUUAAUUAAACUCAGAAGAAUACCUUUCACUGAAAGUAAAACACCAGGUCACGUAGAAGUAGUUACUGUCGUCAACAGUGGUAACAUUCCCAAUGGAAAAUCUGUUUCACCUAUCAAUACUCCCGAGGAAACUUCCUCUUUCACCGAAAGAAAACCACCAGGAGAAUUAACUUUCUGCAAUCCGAUUCAAAAACCUCCUCGAUUAAAUGACGUUCCUUACUCCACUGUUCAUUACAAUGGAAACGGGAGUAUAAUAACCAGUAUAGUGUCUCCAUCUUCAGGAUCAGUCAAUAACCCAGAUUUGAUAAAUGACACCAAAAGCGGAGAAUUACCUGCUUCAACCGAGUCGCUCGAUAGACCAAUGAGCGGAGAAUACAGCAGAAAUCCGGAUUCGUUAUAUCCAUCUGGAUUAUGGAGUGGCGAAACGAUUCCUGCUGUUCUUUCAAGUUUUCAAUAUAACGAUAAAACGCCUAUUAUGCAUGACGGAACAAGCACUGGAGGUUCCGUUGAAGAACUCAAUUUUCGUUUAGCUCAAGGAACUAAUCGUUUAGCUUCCUAUCCCUCGGAUUACGGUCUUCCUAUAGUAGAAAACAAAACAGAAAACGUUUCAAUACCGGCAUCUCAAGUUAAUUUACCAGCAAACGCAAAGACGUUAAGAGUGUGGCAAAAAGGGGCGGUACCAGUAUUACCUCCGGUAACUGCUUUAAAAAGAGUAUUGACUAAUAAUAGGAAUUCACCCGAUGAAGGAUAUCAAGAAGGCUGCGGUACCGAUGUUUAAAUAGGUUAAAACGUUCCUAAAAAAGUAUGGACUGUAUUAUUUAGGUUGCUCAAAAUGGCAACUUUUCUAGUGCUGUGAACGAAAAAAAAAAACCUUGUAUAUAUUUAUUUCCCUGUGUGAUAUUUGGCUCUUAGUCAAGAUAUUUAUAUAUAAAUGUGAAUAUUGUGAAUAAUGAUUGUAGUUAAUGUUGAAUAAUAUUGGAGUAUACAUGGUCAAAAGACUGAUUUAGAUAGAGUUUGUAAAAGAAUAUGUUUCUCUGUAUUAUUAAAUUGGGUGAUGAGAUUUGAUUUAAGUCUAGAAAAUUGUCAAAGACUGAUGACACUGCAAUAAAUCAAAUCAAAAUAUCUGAUUAUCCUGAUCAGUUGGGCCAGGAUUCGUGUGAUUCCUUUUUGUAUCCUUUACAUAAGAGUAAAUAAGAUAGAACUAGUCGGAGAACUACGGAACGCGCAGUCCCAGACCUAUAAAAUCGAGAUACAACUGUUAACACAUAUGCAAGAAGGGCUUGAAAUACCCAAUUAAUCUCACUUGGAAUGAAAAUAUAAUUACUGAUUAAAAAAUUGAUGGCACUAUCAAAAACGCGUGGGGUGUUUUCUAUGACAUUUUUAAAUUAAUUUUGUGUUUCGAAAUAAAGCUAAUGAAAAAUUAUAACGAGUGAAAUUGGGUCUUAAAUUUCGAUAUCACGAAAAUGGAAUAAGAUAGAAAGGGAAGACCUACUUAGUGAGUAAUUUCGCACUAUAUAUCAUGAGAUGUUAACACUGUCAUUGAUUUUGGAAGCAUUUCGACCUUCUAAGAGCAAAUGAAUGAUGACUAUUUUGUUAAAAACAACUGUACCAAGUUUAACAAUAACAUUAUUGAUUUGAAAACGUUAAAUGUCAAAAUAUGCUUCUUAACAAUGUCAAUUAUUAUUGUGGGUUUCUUGAAGCCUACAUUUACUUCAUGGAAACCGAUAAACAGACUUCAACUACAAUUUGAAAAUUCAUUUUGAAGUGAAUUCAUAAAUAUCAUGUUGUAAGGUGUUGAACAACUCUCACUGAAACAGGACUGUUACGAGAUUUGCUACUUAUGGUUUGAGAUAGACAAAUAAAAACAAAUAUUUAUAGUUGGAUACAGCUUUAUUGUUUUUCAAAAUAUUCUCCAUUGACAUCAAUACACUUUUGCAUACGUUUAAACCAAUUAUCGAAGCAUUUUUUCCAUUCCGAUUGCGGUACCUCCAAAACAUGUAAUUGAAAGGAAUCAACCGCUUAUACAAGUGUAGCAAAACGUUGACCUCGUAAUUUAUUUUUAACCUGCGCGAAUAAGAAGAAAUAAUUGUUGUGUCAUUGUUCGAAAUAGUACAGGAAGUCUUUUUUGUCGGUUCCUCCAAGGCACACUCCCAUUUUUUUAACAACUCUAACGGACUUGUUCCUUUUAACGCAAAUUUUAUCUUAGGAAAGAAGUAGUAGUCGCAAGGUGCAAGAUCCAGCGGAUUCGUGAUGUUUUUCUUAGUUAUAAACCUCUUGAUGGACACUUUUUAUGUAUAUGAAAUUUUCAGCACACAUUCUUCAUCAAAUAUUCAUUGCCAAACACUUGUAAUGUUUUGAUGAAUUAUGUUUCAAU
Molecule: messenger RNA, 3643 nt
Organism: Diorhabda carinulata
Lineage: Eukaryota; Metazoa; Arthropoda; Insecta; Coleoptera; Chrysomelidae
Product: leucine-rich repeat-containing protein 4
Exons: 2
Coding region: 20-2047 (675 amino acids)
Molecular function (GO): protein binding
Source: RefSeq, a predicted model, not a curated record